AGACGGAGGUCUUUGUCAGACCCUAGAAUUGUCAGUAAGGAUACCCAGCUAAGAAGAUGGAGGCUAAGAAAGAUGUGGGUCUUCUGGCAUCAAAUCAAAAGUUCAUGCAAGCUCUGAUAUCCAGCUUGCAGCGGGUUUGUGUCGAGAGUCUGGAUUUCAACAUUUCUGUGCUGAUAACAGGCAACAUCAUUGUUAACAUUGAUGGCAGUCACAUUGAUGUAUUGGAAAUCCGUGAAACUGUCCAUAAACCUGAAACAAAUAAUCCACAGCACCGUCAGAAUGGUGCAAGGUGGGAGGGGACGACUGCUCUCAAGCCGAGCCAUUCUGAUGUAAUGUGUACCUACCCUCCGGACUACAAUGUAAGACCACGCAUAGAUGCUGAAGUUCAAACAGUUAUUUCUCAUCAUGAACUGGGUUUUCAUGGGGAGACAAAACCAUGCAUAUUUCUAAAUGACCAGUCUACAGAGGAAGGUCCACCACACCCAACAGGUUAUGUCAUCCCACAUGCUUAUCCACAAAGUGCGACAGAAACUGAGAGGAUGACACAGCUAACUGGCCUCCAGAAGUUGACAGGGGCUAACAGGAGAAAAAGGAUAAAAAAUCAUCCUGUCAGGAUUAUUAAAGAGACAAACGUGUACUCAGAAGACACAAGCAAGGUUAAGGAUGAACCAACAUCCCUAGAAGCAGAGGAACUGUCAGAAGUUGAGCAAGGGGUGAGUGAUGAAGAAGUGGAGCAGGAGGUGAGUGAGGAAGAAGAGGUGGAUGAUGUAGAAGAUGAGUCUGAAGAGAAGUCUGACAAAGAUGACCCAGAUUUCAAUCCCGAGGAUGAGGUACCUCACAUCAAAGACAAAGUACCAAAGAGAGGAAGAAAUCCCAGGAGGCAUGCAAAGUCCAGGUUUUCAGGAACUCAGAGUCCAGACAUAGUUAAACACAAGGGAAAAACGAGUAAUGUUAAGUCCAAGGCUAAAAUUGCAAAAAUAGAGGAACAAAAACUGAAGAAGUCACCCAAGAAAUACUCUUGUACAGAUUGCAGUCAAGUAUUUACAGCCAUUAAAAAACUUAGAGCUCAUCAGAAAGACACUCAUAAUAAUGGAGGUCUCAAAUGCCCAGAUUGUGACAAAGUAUACAGUUGUGACAUGACACUGCGCCGCCAUCGAAGCUCUAUCCAUUUAGGUGAGAAACAUCCCUGCGAAAUAUGCGGACGUACGUUUACUAGUCCAAAUACGUUGUAUCAUCACAAACGUGGAGAGCACAGUGACAAGAAACCCUUCAACUGUGAUCAGUGUCAGAGGCCAUUCAAGUUUUAUCACAGCUAUAAGCUGCACAUGUUACAGCACAAAGGGUUGAGACCUCACAAGUGUUCCCAGUGUGACAAAACUUACCUGACUGCUAACCACUUAAAGCAACAUGUUCAGGUUGUUCAUGCUAACACGCGGAACUAUUCAUGUUCUACCUGUGGUAAAAAGUUUGGUUAUCUAAAUAGUCUUAAGGUGCAUGAGAAGUUGCACACAUCAGACAGACCAUACAAGUGUUCAGAAUGUAACAAAGGCUUCAUCAACCUGGGAGCACUAAAGUCUCAUGCAGGGCGACAUGUCGUUGGCAGACAUUUCAAAUGUGACGAAUGUGGCAAGUUUUACAAGACAGAAUUCUUAUUAAACAUUCACAAACGUCGCCACACUGCAGCAGUGUCACGUUUUAUGUGUGACAUUUGUGGGUUAACCUUUAUGUUUAAGAGUAACCUAGAAAUGCAUGCCGCUGUCCAUUCUGAUGUUAAAAAGUUUCAGUGUUCGGAGUGUGGGAAGGCGUUUAAGACGUAUCCCACACUGUAUUCCCACCAGCAGUGUCACAAUCCCGUGGACAGAUUCAAGUGCUCUGUUUGUGAUAAAAUGUUUAAGACAAAGGGCAGGUGCUAUGCUCAUGAGAAGAGGCAUACAGAACAGAAAAAGUAUCAGUGUAACUAUUGUCACAAGCUCUUCUCCUCUAAAGGUGACAUGUCCAAACACAAGCGCACAGUUCACUCAGAUGCCAAACGAUUCUCUUGUCCAAUGUGCGGGAAACCCAGUGCUAGAUCAGAUAAUUUGCGUGUUCACCUAAUCAGGGUCCAUCGUAAAGAUCCACAGGCAGCAAAUGCAUUGAUUUCACACAUGAUCCAGAGUUCUGGUGCAUCUGGUAGUGCUGCUGGAGAACUGUUUCCUCAGAAUCAGGGGAACACAGAGUUUUCACAGGUACAUCCUUUCUCUGUCACUGAGAGUGCUGUUCCCCCUGAACAGACUCGUGUAGCAUGUGCUGACCCAGGCAGCAUGGCCACCAUGGUCCCCCUUCACUGUAACAUGGACCCUAGUGUAACACCUCAGCUGCCUCCGCAACAUGCCCCACACAUGCAGACAGGGGCCUAUCAGCCAUAUAGCAUGAGUAUGCAGUCAACUUCUAUGACCGGUUACUGGUAUCAAGAUUCAUAAUUUUUGAAAAUUAUGCCACAAAAUUUAUGAAAAAUCUUGCAUCGGCUGUGUUAUAAUUAUUAUUUUUUUUUGUAAGCGUGCUUUUUUUCUGAUGUCAUACAUGUACAAAAUAUGUAGGUUGUUUUGUAUGGCAAAGGUGCUAAAAUAUAUACUUUUACUCUUUAUUAUAUUCAUAUUUAUAAUUUCCAUUAUAUAUUAAAAUAGCUAUAGUGCAAGUAGCAUGAUAUGGACUUAAGUUUUAUGUGUUGUCUUUUCAUUGGUUAAAUUCUGGCAUGCUUUGUGUCAGUUUGAGAUGUGAGAUGCUUUGGCUAUGACUUCGUUUGUGUCAUGAUUUUGUGAACAUUUACAUAUUCAUAUUAUAUGUAACAUUGAGCUAAACAAGGAGAUAAUGUGAUGUGUUAAAGCCAAAUUAUUUAUAACCAAAACACCAGUAGUUUACAGCUUUUGUUUACAUUUAUAUAUACACUGUAAUUGCUUCUGUUUGUAUCAUUUUCUUUUUAAGACUGAUUUUUUUUUAUGAUUCUCAUUGUCAUUACAUUGUUUGUUGAAAAAAUCCUGUUGACAUGAGAAUGAAUCAUGUGCAUGUACGCAGAAUGCAUUAACCUUAACUGCUUAAUGACGUCUAUCUGUGUUGUUGGUCAAAAAUGCUAGCUCACUGUGACUAUACGGCUUUUGACCUGUGAGGUGGAGUGUUCAAAUCCAGCUGUUGGAAAUUUGGAUGUGGUUUUAAGUCAGAGAGUUUGUGAGGUAGACAGGUACCCAGCUAAGGGCAGUGGUUUACUUCGGACGCUCUUGUGUCUCCACCCACGAUAGCAUUAUACAAGUAGAGAAUUUUUGAGUAUGGCAUUUCAACACCAAUCAAAUAAAUAAA
Liolophura sinensis is the source of this 3330-nucleotide messenger RNA. Its product is annotated as zinc finger protein 3-like. The transcript is spliced from 3 exons. NCBI's taxonomy places the organism in Eukaryota, Metazoa, Mollusca, Polyplacophora, Chitonida, Chitonidae. Gene Ontology annotation, cellular component: nucleus. The record is from RefSeq and is a predicted model, not a curated record. The coding region runs from base 57 to 2459 and encodes 800 amino acids. Gene Ontology annotation, biological process: regulation of gene expression.